Paramuricea clavata is the source of this 5343-nucleotide messenger RNA. The record is from the annotation of a GenBank genome assembly. Lineage: Eukaryota; Metazoa; Cnidaria; Anthozoa; Malacalcyonacea; Plexauridae.
AUGAGUAUAGAAGGUUCAAAGGAAUUUGCGAGUGAUUAUGGUCUGGGCGGCGAACACGACAUGUUGAAUUCCGAACAGUGUUACGGAUUAAAUAAAGAAGUUCCUUCAGCGGAAUUGUUGAACAUUCAAGCGAAGAAAGCCAGCAGAAGAGGUAAGAUGUCGCAUGUUACCAAACUGUUGAACAAUAUAUACAAGUUAAUCGAAACCUCAGGCAGUAUCAGAGAACUUGAUAGAGUUAUUAACUCACUUAAUGAAGCGUUCAGUGGCUUUGUAAAGCGCCAUGACGAGUAUAUUGCUGUUUUGACUAGCGAAGUAGAUGAGAUAGAGAUUGAUUUGGCGACAGAUAAACUAGUUGAGAUUGAAGAGAAAAUCGCGAACUGUAAAUUGAAGGCAGAACAGUACAUUUCAGCUCAACAGAAAGAAUCAGAGUCUCCACGUCGGGGUUCACAAGAAGAGAAAUGUUUGCUCUCUAUCUCUGCCCGUUCUCGUGUAUCGUCGAGAAAGAAAUCUACCUAUACGCAUCUGAGUAAAGACCAAGAACAUCGAUCAAGAAAGAGGUUAGACGAAGUUAAAGAACGCCACCACUAUGAAGAAAAACUACAAGACUUAAAGUUUAAAACAUUGAAGCGUGAAAUGCAAAUUCGUCGGGAAUUGGAAAUUCGUCAAGCAGAACGUGAUUUAGAAUCGUGCAGUAUUGCGAAAUCAAGUUUAUCAAGCUCAAAGAAUUCAUCAAAUCCUCAGUCUGUUGCAGACCAGUCACUGAAAGCAAAGAAAAGCAGCUCGCCCGACAAAGUUAACGUCCAGCUUCCAGUUUACUCGAGUGAUUGUAACAAGACUCACAAGAAGUUUACGACCGUGAGCAAUUCAAAGGAAAUUUCGACGUGGAGCACACCGUUAGUCCUUGGGGAAAAGACAAUACCACUGGGUACAUUUGAUGGAAAGAAAGAAAGUUGGCUUCGAUUCUUUCAGACGUUCAAGGCCGUGGUUGAUAAACAACCCUAUGACGCUAUUGUAAAGUUCGCAAUUUUGGAAAAACAUUUAACGGGCCCUGCGAAGGACUGCAUUAGAGGAUUUCCGUUUACUGAGAACUCUUAUCCAUUGGCAUUGAAGGCCUUGCAAGAUCGGUUCGGUGAUGAAGAAGACCAAGCAAGUUUUUAUCUUGGAGCCGUGGAAAACUUGCCGAAGAUAAAGAUUUCAGAUGUACCGGGUCUUCGAAAGUUCUACGACGAUUUGAACACUAAUAUACAAGUGUUAGAAAAUAUGGGACCUGAUGUGGCUAUGCAUCUGAAUGACCCAAGAAGAAUGAAAUUGCUAUCGACCAAGUUACCACGUAAUCUUGCGGUUGCCUGGGCAACUAACCAAGACGACAAAGGCAUCGGAUCGGAUAUGCGCGCCUUUGCUGAGUGGUUACGAAAAAAAGUUCAAAUCCUAGAAAGAAUUGAAGUUCAACCACAAACCGAGGCUGGAGAUAAACGAGUUCCAGGAAAGCAAGUCUUCAAACCCCACGUGCAUGUUACAACGCGAGAUGAAGUCACCCAAACUGAAAGAACAGAAACGAAAUUUCCGACUGAAAGAGGAAAGUGUUGGGUUUGUCGUGAUGGUAACCACUGGCCGGAUCAGUGUUUGGUCUUGAAGAAAAUGACGGUAUAUGAAAGAAAACAGUUAGUGAAACAGAAUGGAGCCUGUUUCAAAUGCUUGCUUCGAGGGCAUCUCGUGGCGAAAUGUAGAAGAAAAGUGGGAUGCCUUAUAGAAAACUGUAAGGGAACACAUCACACCUUAUUGCACCAAGAAAACCCUAAAAAUCCUGCAAUAUCUACUCAUAAUGUCGAGAGGAAAAGCAGCGAGACGUCAGGUGGUGAACAACUUGCAAGAAAUGAAGAGACACCAACGAAGGAAACCUUGUCGGUUACGUCGAACGCUAAUCGGAGUUGUCUAAAAAGGAAAAUUGUGGCCCUUCCAGUAAAGAAGAUUGAUAUCCUAAAUGGUUAUGGUCAACGAGUUACGAUAAAUUGCUUGGAUGACAGCGGGAGCCAGGUGACGUUGAUAACUCAUCGUCUGGUCGAAAGCCUUGGGUUGACAACGAGAAGAAGCAAUCGAUUGACACUCUCGGGUGUGGGGGAUCAAAACAUCAAACUCAAUUCUGAAGUUUCAUUUCUCAUACAAGCCAAAGACAAUGAACUGUCUAUCCCAAUGACCGCGUAUGCUAUUCCAAAAAUUAGCAAUUAUUCACCCCCCUUUGAUAUUGAAGAAAUCAAGCAAAAAUUUCCUUAUCUGCAAGACGUCGACGUGAUUGUGGACACAGAAAGCGUUGAUUUGUUAGUUGGUCAAGAUUAUCCUAUCCUUCUGAGGCAGUUGGAAACUCGUUAUGGAAAGCCUGAUGAACCUUACGCCGUACGAACUGUGUUAGGUUGGAGCAUCUGUGGACCUGUUGACGAAAGAGUCGGAGAAGAUCCAUCAACACAUCUCAUUUCAUCCUGUUCACCGACGACGACUUCAGUGGAUGAUUUCAAUCUCAAACGUUUCUGGGAGAUCGAACAAAUGCCAGUAAAAGAGCCAUCCUUAUACACUAAUAAAGAGCAAAAGAUUCUUGAAGAAACGGAACGAACAAUUUGUCGGGUGAACCGGCGGUAUCAAGUCAAGCUUCCGUGGAAAGAUAGUACGAAGCAGAUUCCCGAUUCCUAUGAUGUAGCGUUACAGAGGCUAGAAUCAAUCGAACGAAGAAUGAGAAAACAACCGUCUCUAAAGGAAAAAUACGGCAAAGUUAUUGAAGAUUACGUGGCCGAUGGUUAUUUGGAAAAGUUACCCGAGAAGCCCUCUGAUACGGGUUGGUACCUUCCGCAUCACCCAGUUAUUUCCGAAGACAAGAAUACCAAGUUAAGGAUUGUAUUUGACUCUUCCGCCAAAAAUGAUGGAAUCUCGCUCAAUGAUUUGGUCGAAAAGGGACCGUGUUUAUUGAAUGACCUGACGGGCAUAUUAUUACGUUUCCGACGUUUCAAAAUCGGCAUCGCAGGAGAUAUCUCAAAGAUGUUCCUAAGAGUUCUGCUUUUCCCUGACGACUGCAAGUAUCACAGAUUUCUUUGGCGAACGAACGAAGACCAAUUACCAGAUACUUACCAGUUUAAUUGUAUCAUCUUUGGAAAUCCCGCCUCGCCGUUUUUAGCAAGUUACGUCAUCAAGCGAAUUGUUAAAGACUAUGGAACAAACAAACCAAAGGCCUGUGAAGCUCUAGACAAGGACCUCUAUAUGGACGAUCUGAUUCACAGUUGCAAGACUAGUCUUGAUGCAAAGAAAACCGUAACCGACGUGUGCGAAAUGUUGGACGAGGGUGGAAUGAAGAUGCGUAAUUGGAUAUCCAAUCAACCGUGCGUUCUUGAAGGUGUUCCUGACCGUAUCAAGAAUGGCCCUCUUCCAUUAGAUCAAACCAACGAGAGAGUCCUUGGAAUGACGUGGGAUCCAUCCACCGAUCAAAUCCGAUUUUAUCCCGUCAUAGAAGAUAUAGUGUGGACUAAACGAGGAGUCCUAAGAAGGUUAGCGCAACUAUUUGAUCCCAUGGGAUUGUUAGCAGCCUUUGUAGUUCGUGGUAAGAUCUUGAUGCAGGAGUUAUGGAGAAGAGGGAGAGAUUGGGACGAUCCACUUGAACUUGAUAUUAAGGGAUCCUGGUUGACCUGGUUUAAUCAAUUUGUUGAUUUAUCCAAGAUUACAAUUCCACGCCACGUUUGGGCAGAACUAGAAAAAGUUGAUAUGGAACUUCACUUGUUCGCUGAUGCAUCGCAGAGAGCCAUGGCAGCCGUUGCAUAUCUUAAAUGUCAGCGAAAGAAUGAAGUGAAAGUGUCUCUGUUGAUGAGCAAGACGCAAGUGGCCCCUUUAAAGAAAAUGUCAGUUCCACGGUUGGAACUACAAGCUUGUCUGAUGGCAGUACGUUUGGCAGAAUUUAUCGUGAAGCAAAUGGAAUUUAAGACUGUCAAAGUAGUUUUCUGGUCAGACAGCACUGUGGCUUUAUCAUGGAUAAAGAUGGAAAGCCGUGUCCUGAAGGAGUUCGUGGCCAAUCGAGUAGCGACCAUUCAAGAGAAAACUGAAGGAUGCCAGUGGCAUCACGUAUCGGGCCAAGAUAAUCCAGCGGACUUAGCAUCGAGAGGCGUUGACUUACGAGAGCUUUUGAAACCAGAUAAUAUAUGGUUUUCUGGUCCUAGUUUCCUUCGUUCAGAUGAAUACACUGAAAGUUCGUUGAAACCAGACGAGAAGCUGAUUGAAGCUGAGAAGAAGAAAGUCACACGUCAUUGUCAUGUCCAGAGUUCCGUAGGAGAAGAAUUCUUGAAAGUUGAAGAUUUCUCAACAUUUCACAAGUUGAGAAAAAGAGUUGCCUUCCUUCGACGUCCUUUCCGCAAUUGGCGAUUGAAGAAAUCAAAACGUCUCACGAAGCCUACGACCAGAAGUGCAAUGAAAAAGAAAGACAUCCAGCAUCCUAUAGAACCAUUAAGCGCGGACGAACUUCGAGAAGCAGAAAUUUGGCUUUUGAGACGAGAUCAAACCCUAUGUUUCGCGAAGGAAAUUACUGUCCUUGAAAAACAGCAAACUGGCUUGGGAAAAACGAAGACAAGGAAGAUGUUGGUCCCAAAAUCGUCUCCGUUAUAUUCUCUUUCUCCGUUCAUGGACGACGAAGGUCUGGUACGUUUGGGUGGACGUCUUGAGAGAUCACCUCUAUCAUAUGAUUGUCGACAUCCGAUUAUUUUGGGAAAAGGAUCACAUCUAGCUGCUCUUCUAAUCAGAAGGUCUCACGAAGAGGUGAAGCAUUUUGGAGUAAACACAGUACUCUGUAACCUGAGGCAGCGGUAUUGGCCAAUAAGAGGAAGGGAACAAGUGAAGAAGAUCUUAUCGAGCUGUGUCUUAUGCAAGAAAUGGCGUGGUAAUCCUGGUGUUCAAUUCAUGGCUGAUCUUCCUGCAUCGAGAGUUGACUUCCCAAACCCACCAUUUACCUUGACGGGCGUUGAUUAUUUUGGGCCUAUAACCACCAAAGCUGGCUUUAGAGGAGGUCGACGAGAAAAGAGAUACGGAGUCGUGUUUACAUGUCUACAAACACGCGCUGUUCACCUUGAAGUUGCCCAAUCCCUAUCAACUGAUGAUUUCUUGAAGGUUUUUUCUCGAUUUGUCGCCAGAAGAUCGAAACCGAAAAGGAUGUUUUCAGACCAGGGAACCAAUUUCGUUGGAGCAGAGAGAGAAAUGCGCCAGUUAGUAAAAGAAUUAUGCAAUGAUGUCGUUCUAAAGACGAAGCUACAACAAGAAGGCUUGGAUUGGAAUUUCAAUCCUCCUUUUGCUCCUCACAUGGGAGGAGCCUGGGAAGCCAUG